This is a messenger RNA of Nicotiana tabacum (common tobacco), 1809 nucleotides long. Lineage: Eukaryota; Viridiplantae; Streptophyta; Magnoliopsida; Solanales; Solanaceae. The record is from RefSeq and is a predicted model, not a curated record.
AUGUUAAUCAAACUGAAUCGCUGCCAAUCGGGGCCUCGAGCUUGCCUAUUUGAGGGCCUUGGGGUCGAGUCUGAAGCUCGGCUGGGAGCUAUCGAAGAUUUGCCUCCAAACUUCUUUAGCAAGGAGUUUGUAUUCUCAUUAGCUAGGGCAGUAGGAAGGCCAUUACAUGUGGACUUGCCUACUCAAAAUGGUACACGUUCCAAUUGUGCUAAGGUGAAGGUUGAGGUGAACUUGCUAUUUAAUUUACCUCAAAGAAUUAAAAUAGUUGAGGAAGAAGAUGAAUCUGGGCAUGAGGAAUCUAAGUGGAUCAAGAUUAGGUAUGACUAUAUGCCUAAGUAUUGUAAAUCAUGCAAGAAACAAGGUCAGAAAGAGGAGGAGUGCUGGGUGAUUAAUCCACAAUUGAGACCAUUUGAUGAGCAAGACAAUGACAAAGGGAAAAAGAAGGAGAUUAUUGGUACAACUGUAGCUUCUACUAAGCAACCUAAUGUUCCAACUGAAGGAGCUUCAGGAUCAUCUAAGGAAUGUAAUUCAAGUGGAAAAUCAGUGGAAGAUGAUUUAGCCAAUACACAGGCCAAUGCAACAGUAAAUCCUAGGGGAACUAUUGGGGUUUUUACCACUGUGGAGGAUGUUUCGGUAGAGAUUUCAGGUGAUGUCCAAUUGGAUAAUGUUCCUACAAAGGUCCUAAAGGAUACAAUUCUUCAACAAUGCUUAGGAAAUGGAGAUCAAUGUGAAAUGGUGAUGAAGGAGAACAAGGUAGAUCAACAUGCUAUGGUGCCUUAUGUAGCAGAGAUUCAAGCAUCGGGUGAUCAGGAGCAAUUUCAAGAAGAAGGAGAUGAAGAAAUAACUACUGAAAAUGUUAAGGCAGUUGCAAGAGAUGCUGAUCUAUCACCUAGGGCUGAGAUAAGAGUGGAAAAAAGACAAGAAAGCAAGGCCAGAACAAAGACAAUCUUAAAGCUAAAAGAAUUUUACCUAGAAGGGCAGCCUCACAAAUCAAAUGAUGAUCAAGACACUGAUUUGGAACAUAAGAAGAAGGGGUACAUACAAAGAUAUAGAAUGAGGUUGAAUAUGGAAACUACCUAUGCAAAUAUUAAUGGGAAGAUUUGGCUAUUCUUUGAUACUGUGGUGGAAUGCUUUAGAGAGACUGGAAUUGUGAGAUCAUUUGUAUUAUUUGAUGAAAAGAUAGGAGGAUUGCCAGUACAUUCUCAUGAAUAUGAGGACUUUGCAUUUUGUGUAAACUCAUAUGAACUGUUUGAUCAAGGGUACAAAGGGAGUCCAUUUACAUGGUGGAAUGGGAGACCCAAUGCUGAGUGCAUAUUUAAGAGGUUGGAUAGGAUAUUUGUGAACAUGCAAUUUCAGAGCAUGUUGCCAACAAUAGAAGUGGAACACUUAAUCAGAACUGGAUCAGAUCAUGCACCAUUAUUGAUGACAUGUGGAGAACAAACCUCAAAUUUUAUCAAGCCAUUCAGAUUUUUGAAUUUUUGGACAGAACAUGCCACAUUUAUGGAGGUGGUGAGGCAGAAUUGGGAAGUUGUUUUCAUUGGAGAUCCAUUUCUCAUGUUUAAGAACAAGCUUAAGAAGGUGAAGAUAGCUUUGUCUAAAUGGAGUAAGGACACGUUUGGGGAUAUCUUCAAGCAAUUCGAUAUGUUGGAGGAGAUUGUUAAAGCGAAGGAGAAGUUGUCUAAGGAGGAACCUACAAUUGAGAACACAAUAGUACUCCAAAAACCACAAACAGAAUUGAAAAAGUAUUUUGAGUAUAGAAGAGCAAUACUGGAAGCAAAAAGCUGGAAUGACAUAGUUUGCGGAGGGUGA